ACGGUUUCACACGAUUACACACGUGUGUGUAUAUAUAUACACACACUUAUAUAUACAUAUUGGAUUAUAUAUAUCUCUCUAUGAGAAGAAUUAGGGUUGGUAAAUAAGAUAUGAUGGAGGAUGAAAGAGUGUGUUGUAUGUGUGGCGACGUGGGCUUCCCUGACAAGAUCUUCCGAUGUAUCAAGUGUCAACACCGCUUUCAACACUCGUAUUGUAGCAACGAUUAUAGUGAAUCAUCAGAGCCAACGGAGGUCUGUGAAUGGUGUCGAACAGCCGAAACCGAAACCGAAACCAAAACCAAAACCAAAACCAAAACCGAAACCUCAAAACAACGUGGUUCGUCCAAGAAACCAACCUCAAAACUGGACACCGGAGUUAGCAACGGGUCAGAAUAUUCCGGUGACAAGAUCAAGCAACAUGGCCGUGAUGAGAGUAAUUCGGAAAAAGGAAAGUCACCCACCGGUGCUCCUUCACCGAGGACUGCAACUCGAAGGUACAAGCUUCUCAAGGAUGUCAUGUGUUAAAAGAAACACACAAACAAAUAAAUAUCAAUAAUUUGAAAAAAAGCAAAUGGGAUGUGAGAGCAAUAGUUUACUUGAGUAUGCAAAACUGUUGUUUGUUUGACCAGGGCUUUUGUUUUUGUGUUACAUAUAAUUGUAUGAUUCUACAUAACUUCUUAUAUGUCUUAAUAUUGUUUGGAGUCA
Messenger RNA from Helianthus annuus (common sunflower), 704 nucleotides. RefSeq lists its product as uncharacterized. The coding region runs from base 111 to 524 and encodes 137 amino acids. The transcript is spliced from 2 exons. NCBI's taxonomy places the organism in Eukaryota, Viridiplantae, Streptophyta, Magnoliopsida, Asterales, Asteraceae. The record is from RefSeq and is a predicted model, not a curated record.